GCUCCCGCACUCGCGGGCGGGCGGCGGGCGCGGGAGGAGUCCCCCCUUCCCCCGGGCGGAACAGCGCCCCCUAGCGGCGGCGCAUGCGCAAGGGAAAGCGGUCGCAGCGCGCAUGCGCGGCCCGCCAUGGCGGCUGAGCCUGAGGCCUUCCUGGUCCCGCCGCCUCCUUCUUCGUCUGCUGCCGUUACCGGAGGCCGGGAGGAAGAAGAAGAAGCUUCACCCGCCGUGGAGGCGCCCAGGCCGAGGAACGGCUUCAGGUCGGCGGGAGGAGGGAAGCGACGAAGCAGCUGCGGGGCCAAACAGCCGGCCUGGAAACGGCGUCGCCGGGCGGCUUCGGAAUGCGGCCCGGUGCUUCCCUCCGAGUUCCUUUUAGGGGGAAACAUCUUCGAUCCGUUAAACCUCAACAGUCUGUUGGACGAGGAGGUGAGCCGGGCCCUCAACGCCCGCACCCCGCAGUCCUCCCCCCUCCCCGCCCGCGGUCGCGACCCCGUCGAGAUAUUGGUCCCUCGUGAUAUCACCGAUCCCCUCAGCCUCAACGCACCCGGCGAGGGGCUGCGUUUGGCUUCCCCCGCCAAAACCACCCGCCGCCGCCAUCGUCACCGCGGCCAACAGCGAGGAGGAGCCGCUGCUGCCACCGUUGCCGCUGUCGCCUCCGUCACCGAUGAGGCUGCUUGUCCCCACGCCGUCCCCACCGCCACCCCGCCGCCAUGUGCCACCGCCACCGCCUGCCCCGGCCGCCAUCGCAAACGGCGACGGACUUGCAGUAAAUCGGAAGGAACCCGCCCCCCUCCGGAAAAACCCAAACCCCCCGGAAAAACCCAGCAACAGCGUCAACGUCACCAGGUCCGAAAGUUCCAAUACGGCAAUUACUGCAAAUACUACGGUUAUCGCAACCCCGACUGCGAGGACGGGCGGCUGCGAGCCAUGAGGCCGGAGUGGUUCGCGGGGAAGGAGGUGUUGGACGUGGGGUGCAACGUGGGGCACCUCACCCUCAGCAUCGCCAAACGCUGGGGGCCCGCCCGGGUGGUGGGGUUGGACAUUGAUGGGGGGUUGAUCCGUUCGGCCCGACAAAAUAUCCGGCAUUAUCUGUCGGAGGAAAUUCAAGCCGAAGCGGCGGCCGGAGCUGGAGGGGAGAACGGCGCAGGAGGAGGAGGAGGGGGGCGGAAGGGUUUUCCAGCCGCUCUCUUGGCCAGUCGGGGUCCCAUCGCCGCCCCCCGCCUGCCCCCCGACGGGCCCGGGGCUGCCGAUUUCCCUCACAACGUUGUUUUUGUCACGGGGAACUACGUGCCGGAGCGGGAGGAGGGGGUGCGCGCCCAGCGCCCCGAGUUCGACGUGGUGCUUUGCCUCUCGCUCACCAAGUGGGUGCAGCUCAACUGGGGGGACGAGGGGCUCAAGCGCCUUUUCCGCCGCGUUUACCGGCACCUGCGCCCGGGGGGGCUCCUGCUGCUGGAGCCCCAGCCCUGGGCCUCCUACCGCAAGCGCAAGGGGCUGACGGAGACGACCUACAGGAACUACCAGCGCAUCCGGCUGCGGCCCGAGCAGUUUCCCUCCUACCUGACCUCCCCCGAAGUGGGGUUCGACAGCUACGAAUUGUUGGGGACCCCCCAGCACGCGGCCAAAGGCUUCCAGCGGCCCAUUUAUCUCUUCCACAAGGGACGAGGCGACGCCUCCUGAACCCCCCGGACCCUGCGCCCCCCAAGUGUGGGGCAGGCCCUGCCGGGGGGAGCGGGGGGGAAGAGGGGCAGCCCCUCCCCGUGCCCCCCACCCCCCCCCCACCCCCCCA
This is a messenger RNA of Chroicocephalus ridibundus (black-headed gull), 1783 nucleotides long. It is a transcript of the gene MEPCE, whose product is annotated as methylphosphate capping enzyme. The record is from RefSeq and is a predicted model, not a curated record. Gene Ontology annotation, biological process: snRNA modification. Lineage: Eukaryota; Metazoa; Chordata; Aves; Charadriiformes; Laridae. The transcript has 4 exons. Gene Ontology annotation, molecular function: snRNA binding; RNA methyltransferase activity; O-methyltransferase activity. The coding region runs from base 127 to 1674 and encodes 515 amino acids.